AUGGUGUCCUGUCGCCGCGCCGCCCUCGCCGCCCUGGGCUACGCUGCCACAUUGCUGCCCGCCGUUGAUGCCGCGCGCAUUCUCGUCUCCAACUCGCUCGACACCUGCUCUACCGCGUCUGGCUUUACUGCCAGUCUCUUCAACGUCAAGUAUGAUGCCGACACGGGUUUCGCCGACAUCAGCAUGACGGCCACUUCAACCAUCUCGGGCAAGGUCAUCUUCUACGUCACCGUCGCGGCCUAUGGCUAUCCCAUCAUCGAUAACAGGGCCGUUGAUCCUUGCACCGUCGAAGAACUCAAGGGCAUGUGCCCUAUGCAGGUCGGAAAGCCCCCCCAAGAUUUCCGUCUUGACAUUGGCAAGAGUGCUCCUAUCCCCGGCAUCGCCUUUUCAAUUCCCGAUCUCGAUGCUACCGCCAAGGUCCGCGUCAUGCUUGGCGACGACGAGGUGGCUUGCCUCGAGGCCAACAUCUCCAACCAGAAGACUGUCGACACAAUCGGUGUCAAGUGGGCCACGGCUGUCAUUGCCUUCCUUGCCCUCAUUUCCUCUGCCGUCCUCAACAGUCUCGGCCACGCCAACGCUGCUUCCCACGUUGCCGCCAACUCUCUCUCCCUCUUUGGCUAUUUCCAGAGCCAGGCCAUGAUUGGCCUAACUGCCGUCAAGCUCCCUCCCAUUGUUCGCGCCUGGACCCAGGACUUUCAGUGGACCAUGGGCAUCAUCAGACUCGGCUUUAUGCAGGACAUUUUCACCUGGUACCAGCGCUCUACUGGUGGUACCCCGUCCACAAUUCUCGACUCCAUUCGCACCUACUCCGUUCAGGUACAGAAGCGUGGUCUCGAUCUUGCCGGUCGCGACAUGUUGCCCGAAAAGAUGGCUGCUCUAGCCCGCCGUGGCAACAUCAAGACCGGCUCCGGAACCUACCUGGUGUACGGUAUCCAGCGUGUCGCUUUCCGCUCCAAGAUUGAGUCCACCAACCUCUUUAUGACCACCAUUACCUGGUUCUGCGUCCUGGUCCUUUUUACCUCGCUCGUUGUCGCCGCCUACAAGGGCAUCCUCGAGCUUCUGGCCAAAAAGGGUACUGUCAAGGGCGAUCGCUUCCUCGAGUUCCGCAACGGCUGGAUCACCGUCCUCAAGGGCAUUGUCUUCCGUCUUACCCUGCUUGGGUUCCCUCUCGUCACCGUCUUCUGCCUCUGGGAAUUCACCCAGGCCGACUCUGCUGCCGAGGUUGUCCUUGCUGUCUUCUUCCUUGUCGCCACCAUCACCACCCUGGCUUUCGGCACCUGGAAAGUCAUUACCAUCGCUCGCCGCUCCGUCAGCCACCACAGCAACCCCGCCUAUAUCUUGUUCGCUGACCCGAAUGUUAUUAACAAAUGGGGUUUUCUCUACAUCCAGUUCCGCGCGUCGUCUCAUUACUUUAUCGCCCCGCUGCUCGCCUACACGUUUAUCAAGGCUCUCUUCGUUGCCGUGGCCCAGAAGAGCGGCAUCACCCAGGCUAUCGCCUUUAUUCUCCUCGAAGCCUUUGCGCUCAUCGGCGCGAGCGUUAUCCGCCCCUGGAUGGACAAGCCCACCAACACGUUCAACAUUAUGAUUUGCGUCGUCAACUUUAUCAACGCCAUCUGCCUGCUCAUCUAUACCAACGUCUUUGAUGCGCCCGCCCUCGUCGUUGGUAUUUUUGGCGUCAUACUUUUCGUCCUCAACGCUGCCUUUUCCCUGGUCCUGCUGCUCAUGGUCAUUGUCUCGACUGCUUUUGCCGUGUUCCGCAAGAACCCCGAUUCGCGCUACCAGUACAUGGGCGACGACCGUGCCUCGUUCAUGAAGUCCAACACGCAGCUCGACAAGUCGAACCAGCUCGACGACCUCGCCGCCGUCGCUCGCGGUGACAACAAGUCGCGCAUGUUUGAUAGUGAAGAAUUCGAGCCCAAGCCCCACAGCCACGUCCUGGGCUCCCUCAACAACCAGUCCCAACGCUCGUUUGGCCGUCACUCGCCUUCGCCCUCGGUUUCAGGGCGCCCAAGCCCGAGCCUGGAUCCCAACGGUCCUACCCGAAACGCGCGACAGCAAAAUUCGAGCAGCCCCUGGCAGCGCGGCGCCGGCUACGACAACUAA
Messenger RNA from Cordyceps militaris CM01, 2103 nucleotides. RefSeq lists its product as uncharacterized. Lineage: Eukaryota; Fungi; Ascomycota; Sordariomycetes; Hypocreales; Cordycipitaceae. The transcript has a single exon. Bases 1 to 2103 code for a protein of 700 amino acids. Gene Ontology annotation, biological process: transmembrane transport; fungal-type cell wall biogenesis. The record is from RefSeq and is a predicted model, not a curated record.